Molecule: messenger RNA, 1657 nt
Organism: Magnolia sinica
Lineage: Eukaryota; Viridiplantae; Streptophyta; Magnoliopsida; Magnoliales; Magnoliaceae
Product: senescence/dehydration-associated protein At4g35985, chloroplastic-like
Exons: 5
Coding region: 133-1371 (412 amino acids)
Cellular component (GO): plasma membrane
Source: RefSeq, a predicted model, not a curated record
UGUGUCGACUGUUUAGAGAUUGGAGAGCGUUUGUUAAUGCCGGAUGCUUUCGAGAAAUCAAAAUUGAAGUGAUUUUCAAUAUCAGGAGAAAAGAAGAAGAAGAAGAAGAAGAAGAAGAAAGGAAUUCUAAGAAUGGGUGUUGCCAUCCUCUCCUCUUUCAUUUAUCUUCUUACAUUUCUCUCCAACGUCCAUUUUACUCCGCCAAGAGCUGAAAAAAUUCUGAAUUGCUGCGAGCCGGCAAGUAACAGAAACUUCCAAUCUCCCAACCAUGAAACCAUUCUUCCUUCAAACCAAGAAAACCCAAAACCCAAACCCAAAGAAGAAAUCCUCCUUCAAAUCCCAGGCUCUAUAGCUCACCUCAUCGAAGAUGCAGAGCCACUCGAACUCGCCAAAGGAGAUUUCACAGUCGUCAGACUUACUGAAGAAAAUGUCAUCCUUGCAAUCAUUGUAAGAAUCGGCUCUGAUCUUCAAUGGCCUCUGACCAAAGAUGAGGCGGUUGUCAAGCUCGAUCAGCUCCACUAUCUCUUCUCCUUGCCAAGCCAAGAUGGAGAAAUUUUGAGCUAUGCUAUCUCUUUCUCUGAACCCAAUGGCAGUUUCGCUUUGCUGGAUUCGUUUCUUCCAGAAAAUUCAUGCUUCUCGACACCAGCUUCUACUUCUUUUAACUCCACUGAUACUACUUCCUCGUUGGAUUCUCAUGGGCUAUAUUGGAAGGAUUUUGCUCCCAGGAUUGAAGAUUACAAUGGAGUUUUGGCUAAGACGAUUGCGGAAGGGACGGGUGAGAUUGUCAAAGGGAUUUUCAAGUGCACCAACGCUUACAUAAAACAGGUUCAAAAGGGUGGAGAGAUGAUUCGAGCUGGUGCUGCAGAGGGCAGGAACAGGAGCUCUACCACAGAGGGUAGUAAAAUCAGCAAAAGCAAAGCCGGGGAAAAGAAAAGCAGACUUCAGAAAGCCAUGAAACGGGUAAGGAAGCUGUCGAAAAUGACAGAGAAAUUGAGCCAAAGCCUGCUUAACAGAGUCAAGUUAGUCACUGGAUCUGUGACUGCACAACUGCUCCGAUCAAAAUCUGGCAAGGAAUUUCAGGCCUUGGUCCCAAGGGAGGUUCUGGUCGCUUCAUUGGAUGCUUUCAAUAAGAUCAUGGAUGCAAUGGAGGCUGCUGAAAAAGAGGCUUUCACUGCCACCUCAGGCACAGCAACAACAAUCGUCUCUGAAAGGUUUGGAGAGAGUGCAGGGGAGGUGACAGAAGAUGCAUUUGCCACUGCAAGGCAUGUCGUUGGCACAGCUUGGAACAUUUUCAAGAUCAGAAAGGUCAUCAAUCAGGCAUCGUUUCUCCCUUCAGCGAUAGUGAAGACUGCAGCAAAGAAGAAACCUUGAGCCUAUCAACCGUACCUUUAUCUAACCAUCCAUUGGAAGUUUAGUCCCUAUGCACUUUCAAAAUUUGGAUUUUCCAUUUUUGAAUGUGUAUAUGGAUUCAACCCUGCUGCCAAUGGAUGGCAGGAGAUAUGUGCAUACAACUUCUAUAUUACGGGUAAUUACAACAUGUUGCGGAAGAAUUAAGAUGCCAUAUUUUAAUGUAUUGCAUUAUAGGACAAGAAACAAGCUUUAAAUAUUGUAAGGUGCAGACAAGGGCUGAUAGCUUCUGUGGGUUUUCUUGUUCAAA